AUGGAGUACAUUAAAAGUCAAAAAAACAAAAAUUUACUUAAAUUUAAUAGUUAUUUAUAUAGGUUUGACAAAAAAUAUAAAAAUACCAUGUAUUGGAGAUGUACUGAAGAACUAUGUAAAUCGCGCCUUAACUUAAAAAACGACGAAAUUGUAAAAGGACCUAGUGAACAUAACCAUACUAUUUCAAAUUUAGAAAUUGAACGACGUGUUUGUAUAGACAAAAUGAAAAUUCGAGCUCUAUCAUCUCAAGAUAAUCCACAUCAGAUCGUUUCAGAAGCCUCAACAUUGUGUUCGCAAGCCGUUCACGGAGCUCUCCCUCCAGUAAGUCAUAUUAAACGCACUUUGUGUCGAAUACGACAAAUUAAUAGUUCUGCUCCAUCUAACCCAUUUACUAUCACAGAUAUAACCAUACCCGAUAAAUAUUCCCAUACUAUUGAUGGUCGCACAUUUUUAAUAAAUGACAUUGAACCAGUUGAAAGUCGGAUUUUAGUGUUUGCUACGAAAGAAAAUUUAGAUUUACUGUCUAAAUCUGAUCAUUGGUUUGCAGAUGGAACUUUUAAGUCAUGUCCUCCAUUAUUUACACAAGUAUACACGAUACAUGUUAUAAAGCAUAAUUUGGUAAUACCAGUAGUUUUCGCUUUAAUGCCAGAUAAAACGCAAAGUUCGUAUGAAAGGUUGUUUUCGGCCAUCAAAACACAUAAUAUUAAUUUAAAUCCAAAAACAAUUAUGACUGAUUUUGAACAGAGCUCAUUAAACGCAUUUAAAAUACUAUUUCCGAAUACUGAACAAAAUGGCUGUUUUUUUCAUCAAACACAAUGUGUUUGGCGAAAAAUCCAAACUAUUUCUGGAAUGGUAGAAAAGUAUAAAACAGACUCAGAGUUUUCAUUGCAAGUCCGUUACUUGUCUGCCUUGGCUUUUGUUCCGGAAAAUGACGUAAUUGACGCAUUUGAGACAUUGUGUGAAAGUACGUAUUACACUAAUAACGAAGAUGUGUUAGAACCACUUAUUUCCUAUUUUGAGGAUACAUGGAUUGGUCGUCCAAAUAGACGUAGAAGGAGAAAUCCCAGAUUCCCUAUUUCACUGUGGAACUGCUUUAGAUCUACUAUAUCUGGUUUACCCAGAACAAAUAAUUAUGUUGAAGGAUGGCAUAGAGGCUUUAAUAACUUAUUGAGUUCAUGUCAUCCAACAAUAUGGAAAUUUAUUGAAGGAAUUCAAAAGGAACAGAGCUUAAAUGAAAUGAAAAUAAAUCAGUACAUAGCGGGCACGGUCGAACCAUCCAAAAAACGCAAAAGGGAUACACUUAAAGAUUUAGUUAAUGACUACGAAAAUAGGGAUAGACUAGAAUACCUAAGGGGUAUUGCCUAUAAUUUAAAGUACCAAAUUUAA
This is a messenger RNA of Macrosiphum euphorbiae (potato aphid), 1386 nucleotides long. The record is from the annotation of a GenBank genome assembly. NCBI's taxonomy places the organism in Eukaryota, Metazoa, Arthropoda, Insecta, Hemiptera, Aphididae.